Danaus plexippus (monarch butterfly) is the source of this 3591-nucleotide messenger RNA. It is a transcript of the gene Sgf29, whose product is annotated as SAGA-associated factor 29. The coding region runs from base 279 to 1163 and encodes 294 amino acids. The transcript is spliced from 8 exons. Lineage: Eukaryota; Metazoa; Arthropoda; Insecta; Lepidoptera; Nymphalidae. Gene Ontology annotation, cellular component: SAGA complex. The record is from RefSeq and is a predicted model, not a curated record.
UGUAAACUGACAGUAACUUUUUGCUUCUUCAAUCUUUAAUGCAAAACAGCAGAGUUGAAUGAAUAUGAACGAUAGUGGCAUUAUGAUGUUAUUAUAUUAUUAAGUGCAGUAUAAUAAAUAUAAAUUAAUAUUGCUGCUACAAACACUUCCUUGAAUGAUGUUAUGCUGUAAAGUGUGAUGUUAAAACCCAGAGUUUUGACAGUAUUUAUAGCGGUAUUUGUGUGCGUCAGCUGGCUUCACGUUAUAUACUUAAGUAGGAAAUUAUCUGAAUUGUAAUAAUGCCUUUGACCGCCGAUGUUGCUGCACAGCAAGUCCAGGAACGUCUAAGAACAUUGCACAGACUAAUCUAUGACAUAGAGGCAGAAAGAAGUCGUAAUGAGCAGUGUAUCGAAUCAAUUUUAAGAGUUGAAAAAGCUGCAGAAUCUUCAUCCUCUGCCGAGGAUUCUUCAAGUUCUUCUCAACAGAUGCAGCUCAAGAAUUUGUAUAAAGCUGGUUUGACAGCGGCCGAACAAGAAGAGAGGGUUCUUCGGGCGGCUCUAUCAAGAAUAUAUGAAAUAAGAGCUAUCAAAAAUGAGAGGAGGAUCCAGGCUCGACACGCUGGUAAUAAAGAGACUAUAGGCUGUGGAGCCCUGAUGAAGAUGUUAUUAAGUGCUGCCCAGACUUUGCCCCUUCAUGUAGGACGUGUGGGUGAGCGUGCGCCUCCGCUUUGUGGGGCUGUGCCCGCGGACUCAGGGCACGUGGCGCGUGCAGGGGACGCCGUCGCCGCCCUAGUCAGGGUCUCCGAGAAAGAGGAGAAUUGGAUCCUGGCCGAGGUUGUGAGUUGGCUACCGGCUCAGGGUAAAUACGAGGUGGACGAUAUAGACGAGGAGCAGAAGAAUCGGCAUGUUCUGAGCAAACGACGAGUAGUGCCUCUGCCCCUGAUGAGGGCGGACCCCCGGACGGACGAGGGCGCUCUGUUCCCUAAGGGCGCGGUAGUGAUGGCGCUGUACCCUCAGACCACGUGUUUCUAUCGCGCCGUAGUGAACCGCCUACCCUCCUCGGCCGCUGACCCGUAUGAGGUUCUGUUCGAGGAUUCCUCGUACGCUGACGGAUACUCGCCAGCCGAGCGCGUGGCGCAGAGAUACGUCAUCGCGAUCAAAGAGGGCAAGGGUCGCGCCAGCUGACAGUCUCGCUCGGCCCCGCCCUCGGCGCGCUCCUCGCCGCUCUCCACCGACUCGCUACAUUGAAUAUCCGUCUGUGGACCUUCAAGACCUGCAACACCUCCAACACCUGCAACUUUAGCUCCCAGCAACCUGCAUUACCUGGUCUUUUGGACCUCAUUGGUCACUUACACACAUAUAUAUGAUAUUUUACAUUUUCGCCAGUAUAUUUGUAUAAAAAGCUAUGUUUUUCGGAUAUUGCUUUGUGUAUUUUAUUGUGAAAAUGAUUUAAGCCAUCGCGAUAUCAGGCUUUCGUAAUCUCGUGAUGAAAGUGUAGCUUUUUGUUUUAUAAUAUAAAGUAAUAAAAUAAAAUACACGAGUAGAAUCCAAGAAACAUAGUUUUAUUGAUAUAUAUAUAUAUAUAUAUAUAUAUAUAUAUAUAUAUAUAUAACUGUCUAUAUAUAUAUAUUUAAUUUAACCCCCUAUUUGUCGUGAGAGAAGACAUUGGACCAGAGCUAUAUACAACUUAUUUUGAUGGAGCCGACUUCGUGCAGUCGAUAAUUUUAGUAACAAACGUAACUUUACUAUAACUAUGAUAUUUUAUUCUGGAAGUAAUCGUUAGUUUUGAUCAAUAUUAAAUAAUGAUAUUUUUACUGUAUACAAAAAAUGUUGCUGUACAUGAUGCAUUGUGUAUAUGUUAGGUCUUAAUGCUAAUUUAGUUUGAAAGAACGUCCUUGAAUAUACAAAAAUGAGUGAAGUAAUAAUCUACUCGCUGUCGUCGUCAAAAUUUUUAGUUUCUGAAGUGGUUUUGGAGACGAGGAAAAAGUUAGGUCGCCUGGAGCCAGGUCUUGCAAAUAGAAUCGCUUGCUAUAGCGCUCGCAGCUUGAUUUACUGCACCAAUCAGACAAGACGACUCCUUCAUUUUUAAUUCCUUCUGUGACCGACAUCACACUUUUUAUUUGAUAUUCUCGGAGUUUUAACAAAUUUCCACUUUGGAAAUCCUCUCUUUGUCCGUAACGAAAAUGUGGAAGUAAAAGAUAAAGAUAUGUGACCUCGUUUAGUGCCUGUACUAAUGCUGAUUUGUUUUUUUUUUAUCACUUACCAAAAACCCGUGAUCGGUCUCAAAGAAAAUUCAAAUGAGUUGAGAGUUGAAUGGGUCCACGGGAUUUUACACAUUUUCCAAGAAAUUAUUCCUCGUUGCUUUAAACAGUUUACGGGAACUGACUGUUAAUUUAGCCAGAGGACUGAUGUGAUUUAAAAUAAUUGAUAAUUUAUUAUUAUUGUAGCAUAGUCUUGCAAAAAUAACAGCAUUCUAUAAACAUUCGUAUCAAAAAACCUUAGAUUAACAGUCUACUGUCACCGAUAUCAACAUGGACGUGUUUUCGAGAAUUAAAUUAUUUAUUUAACAUUCAUCGGAACGCUUUGCUACAUUUAUCGAUUCAAUUUUCACAAAUACCUUCAAUAUUUUAUUUGUUAAUUGAGAUCUUCAAUAAAUUCUUAAGGAUUUUUUCUAAAAGGCAAAUUACAAGGUUUAAUCACAUCAAAAUCAUACUUAGCGUUUAAAAAUUUUGUGCUCGGAAACAUCAACCGUUUUAUUUCUACGUUUAUGAAAAUCCGUGGUUGGGGUUGGAUAGUGAAAGUGCAAUGGAAGAUUAUUAAAAAUUCUUCGCAGACUUGUCCAAAUGGCAGCAGGUGAAUGGAAUAUAUUUUCGGAGACUGCAAAAAAUUAUGGGAUUGUUCUCGAGAGCCACCCUAAUGAAAGGCCUUGAUUUCUGUGCACUAACUGUGAUAAUUUUCACUGAAAUCCUUGUGGAUAAGAAGUUUAUCAGCUUUGACUUCAUUUAUAAUCAACUCUAUCUCCUUUCACUCUCGUAUCAGAUAACCGAUACGAUAAUCCUCCUCAUUGCAAUAUAACUAGGACUCCCAUCGUUCAUCCGAACAUGCUACAGUGCAAUUAACUGUUCCAGAACGUUCUGUGGGGACAUUAAUGACUGAUGCGAUUUAAUUUGCAACAAUACCGUCGGAUAGAUAGAAUCUUGAGCCCGGAAUGAAUCAUGUAACUUAAGGAUUUUUAAAUUAUAAAUAUAGUUAACCGUAAUUAUCAUUAAUUGUCAUUAAUAACUAAUGUUUCGCUAAUUAUAGUUUUUAUUAAUAUGCAAAACUUUCAUUUUCGCUACUCGCCUUUAAAUAACCCUUCCAUAUUAUUGUUUAAUUCGCGUCACAUGUUUCAGGCAUAUCAACACUCGAAGCCAAAGGUGAUAUUGUUGUUGGUCACCUUUUGUCGUAGGUCAAUACAUAAUAUUUCGUUUUCGCUAGUGCGGUGUAACAAGAGGCGCCAUCCAUGCCGCACUAAUUAAAAGCUUGCGGGCAAACAAUUGUGAGUAAUGUUAAUAAAGAUUGUCUUAAAGAAACAUUAAAUAUAAGGAAUUUCCUUCCUGUUUUCAUCCCAACA